AUGACCGAGAGGAGACCCAAGAAGGCCGCCCAGGAGCCCAGAAAAGAGACCCGGAAGUCACUCUCAAGCCCAGAGGAAGACCAGGAAAUUUUGCCCAUGAGUCGCCGGAGGAGGACGACCCAGGAAAGAACCCAGGAAGUCACCCUCAGAGCCCGAGAAGGAGCCCUAGGAGAGUCAACCCCGGAGCCCAAGAGGGAAGAGACCAAGAAUCACCCUGAGCCGAGAAGGAAAAACCCAGGAAGUCACCCUCGAGACGAGAAGGAGACCCAGAGAAGUGUCAUCUCGAGCCGAGAAAGAGACCCAGGAAAGUCACUCUCGAGCCCGAAGCGAGAAAGGAUUACCCAGGGAAAAGCGCUGAGAAGGAGAGGGCCGGAGAAGUUCGUGCGAGAGAGCCUGAAAAGGAGACCAGAAGUCGCCGAAGAGUGCUGGAGAGAGGGAAGAACCAGGAGAAAGAUCAGCCGCUCGAGCCCACGAGAAGGAGAUCCAGAAGUCACCACGAGACGAGAGAAUAGGGAGACCCAGAGAGUCACCCUCAAAGACCGCGAGAAGGAGACCAGGAAGAGAAGUCGCCCGGAGGAGCGGACAAGGAGACCUCAGAAGUCUCCAGGAGGCCCGAAAAGGAGACACAGGAAGUCGCUGAAGCAGCCGAGAAAGGAGACCCGUAAGCACCCUCGACCCCGAGGAGGACCCAGGAAGUCGCCCUUGAGCCGAGAAGACCCAGUGGGAGAGUCGGCCAAGCGAGCCAGAAGGAACCCAGGAAGGCGCCCCAGGGAGCCCGAGAAAGAGACCCAGGAAGUCACUCUCAAGCCCAAGAAGACCCAGGAAUUUGCCCAUGAGCCCCAGAAGGAGACCCAGAAGUCGGCGCGCAGGGGGGAGCACCAGAAAGAAGGAGCGCUAGGAAAGUCGCCCGAGGGAGCCCGCAGAAGUGAGACCCAGGGAGUCACACAGGAGCUCGCAGAAAUAGACCCAGGAAGUCGCACGUAG
This is a messenger RNA of Penaeus vannamei (Pacific white shrimp), 984 nucleotides long. Lineage: Eukaryota; Metazoa; Arthropoda; Malacostraca; Decapoda; Penaeidae. The record is from RefSeq and is a predicted model, not a curated record.